This is a messenger RNA of Rotaria sordida, 315 nucleotides long. Lineage: Eukaryota; Metazoa; Rotifera; Eurotatoria; Philodinida; Philodinidae. The record is from the annotation of a GenBank genome assembly.
AUGUUUUCCAAUGAUCCAAACAAUUGGAAUUUUGCUGCUGCAUCAUUGUUAUUACCAAAAUUAAGUAUAUCUUCAACGCAGUUUGAUAUUUUAACUCAAUUAUUAGCAAAAGAAUGUAAGCGUGAUUUAAAUUUAUUUAAGACUCAUCCAACACCGCAUAUAGAACAGAAAUCAAAUGGUGUUAAUUUUAUUCUUGGACAAGUACAAAUUUUUGUUGCAGAUGCUCAGUUAGAACGAUCUGAUCUAUUCAAGAAUGGUUCAUGCCCACCAAUAUCAUUUAAAAGGGCACUUGCACACGUAGCUUUUGCUACAUAA